AUGGACAACCAAUCCAGCAUCUCAGAGUUUUAUCUACAAGGAAUAUCAAGGUUUCCAGAACAACUGUGGCUACUCUAUGGGAUUUUCCUGUGUAUGUAUCUUGUCACCUUGACUGGAAAUGUGCUCACCAUCCUGGCCAUUGGCUCUGACCCACACCUCCACACUCCUAUGUACUUUUUGGCCAACCUGUCCUUUCCUGACAUUGGUUUAGUACAAUCUGCAGUGACCAAGCUGCUGUUUAAUGUUCAGACAAUGCCAUAUGACUGCUAUAUGGCUAUCUACUGCCCUCUCCAUAAUUCCAAAAUCAUGAAUACUAGAUUAUGUGCCCUGAUGCUUGCCCUGUGCUGUGUCCUCACCAACACAAUUGCUCUGACUCACACUCUCCUCAUGGCUCGACUGUCCUUCUGUGUUGUUGGGGAAAUAGCUCAUUUUUUCUGUCACAUUAAUUCUGUUCUGAAGCUAUCAUGCUCUGACACACAUGUCAAUGAGUUAGUGUAUUUUGGCUUUGGAGAUACAGUAGUCUCCAUAGUCUUCCUUUGUAACAUAAUAGCAUACAUCAACAUUUUAAUUGCUGACCUUAGGGCUAAGACUUCUGGUGGGAGUUCAAAUGUCAUUUCUACCUGUAGCUCCCACCUGUGUGGUCUAUUUUUUUAUGGAAUGCUCUACCUGUUUCCCUCCUCUGUAGAGUCCAAAGAAAAGAAUGUUGUAUCUGCCGCAAUGUAUACAUUGAUGAUUUCUAUGUUGAACCCCUUAAUAUAUAACCUAAAUAUCAAGGGCAGGAAGGAAAAACUUCAGAGGCUUCUCUGUCAUAGGAGAAUGUUCUUCUUUUAG
This is a messenger RNA of Arvicola amphibius (Eurasian water vole), 831 nucleotides long. Its product is annotated as olfactory receptor 1N1-like. Gene Ontology annotation, biological process: G protein-coupled receptor signaling pathway. The record is from RefSeq and is a predicted model, not a curated record. Gene Ontology annotation, cellular component: membrane. Gene Ontology annotation, molecular function: olfactory receptor activity. NCBI's taxonomy places the organism in Eukaryota, Metazoa, Chordata, Mammalia, Rodentia, Cricetidae.